This is a messenger RNA of Misgurnus anguillicaudatus (oriental weatherfish), 1887 nucleotides long. RefSeq names its product activator of 90 kDa heat shock protein ATPase homolog 1. Gene Ontology annotation, molecular function: protein-folding chaperone binding; ATPase activator activity. NCBI's taxonomy places the organism in Eukaryota, Metazoa, Chordata, Actinopteri, Cypriniformes, Cobitidae. Gene Ontology annotation, cellular component: cytosol. The record is from RefSeq and is a predicted model, not a curated record. Gene Ontology annotation, biological process: positive regulation of ATP-dependent activity; protein folding.
UUUGUUUCCAGUAAUUUCUACGGGCAACAAAAUCAGCGGCAGCAGUCGAGAGGUUUCCAGAAACGAGCUGGUCGUGCCGGUGUCACGUACAUAACGCUUCCUGGUUUAUUCAAUUCCAGCUGAAUAUCUGAAUUAACUCCAAUUUAUUAUGGCAAAAUGGGGAGAAGGAGACCCUCGCUGGAUCGUGGAGGAGAGAGCGGAUGCUACAAAUGUCAACAACUGGCACUGGACGGAGAGGGACGCCACAAACUGGUCAUCAGAGAAGCUCAAGGAACUGCUGAUGGGGAUUCAGGUGGAGGCUGAAGAAGGCAAGUGUGAGAUCACGGAGGUCAGCAAGUUGGAGGGAGAGGCAUCCAUUAACAAUCGGAAAGGAAAGCUCAUCUUCUUCUAUGAAUGGAAUUUGAAGGCCGCCUGGACAGGGACAUCAAAAUCAGGCAUCAAAUACAAGGGAAACAUUGAAGUUCCAAACCUUUCAGAUGAAAAUGACAUGGAUGAUCUUGAUAUCAGCGUGAGUCUUUGUAAAGAUGAACCUGACACAGCGUUGCUUUCUCUGAUGAGGAAAGAUGGAGCAGAUAAAAUUCGUACAGCUCUCUCCAACUACGUGGACUCCCUCAAAUCAGAGUUCACACAAGGGAUGAUUCUGCCAACAGCCAAUGGUAUGACAAAACAGCAGACAGCCCAGGCACCAACCAAGUCAAAUAAAACUCAGAUCGGCUCAUCUACCGCUGCUUCUCCAGCUCCCCACACUGGAGUGAAGAUCCCCACCUGCAAGUUUUCACUGAAGGACACUUUCCUCGCCUCACCAGAAGAGCUUUACAGGGUCUUUCUCAACCAAGAAAUGGUACAGGCUUUCACACGCACCGGUGCUAUGGUUGACCCUGAGAGAGGUGGGAAAUUUCGCCUAUUGGACGGAAAUGUGAACGGAGAGUUCCAGGAGCUGGUGCCUGAGGAGAAGAUAGUCAUGAAAUGGAGGUUCAACUCAUGGCCUUGCGAGCACUACGCGACAGUGACAUUGACAUUUACAGACAAGGGUAAUGAGACAGAGUUAAAAAUUGAUUGUCGAGCGGUGCCCGAGAGCGAAGAGGAACGAACACGAGACGGUUGGCGGAGGUACUACUGCCAUGCUAUUAAACAGACUUUUGGCUAUGGCGCACGACUCUGCUGAGUCCAGGAUGUAGCCGCCUCUGUUUUGGCUCUACUUUUUUGGAUUUUGUUUGUUUUAUUGUUUUUAUGUUGCUUUAUUUUGGUCCACCUACAUGUGAGAGGAUCUGAAUGUGAUUUACUGAAACAGAAAAACAUCACUUUGCUCCAUUAUCAAUAUGUUCCUUUCUGAAUGUGAUGUUUACGGUAAAUAAAGGAAAGACAUUGUGAAACCAGAACUGAAAGAGAUGAAAACCGAAGGGAGAAACUUGAAUCAUAUGAAAUAUCUGUGUAUGUGUGUAAUAUAUUUUUUAUUUUAGCAUGGUAAAACUCAGAUGGUCCCCUUCCUGUUCUGUUCAAGGCUGAAUGGUGCCGUGUAUGCACUGGGUGGGUUUUGAUAAGUUAAAAAAUAUUUGAUCUUCAUGAAGACGGUUUGGAGACGGAAUAUUAAAUAGAAAAUUCAGACCGCUUGGGUUUCUUUCAAAUUGUUUGAAAGAAGGAAAUUGACUUUGUGGUUUUUGUCAAUGUAUGUUUUUUUUUGUCAUAACAUCACAAUAGUAUUAUGAAUAUAUAUGUAAUUUUUACUCAUAGCAAUUUUUAUUCAUCAAAAAUAAUGCAAAGCCUGUUUCUUUUGUGUCAAACAGAUUAUAUUAAAACCAUGUAAAAUGCAAAACUGGGCAUUUAUAGAUUCUGCUUUUCUAAUUAUUGCUGUUUCUGCAAGUACUGUAUUUUAAACUUCAUAAGGGU